Molecule: messenger RNA, 5992 nt
Organism: Oncorhynchus nerka (sockeye salmon)
Lineage: Eukaryota; Metazoa; Chordata; Actinopteri; Salmoniformes; Salmonidae
Gene: fgfr3
Product: fibroblast growth factor receptor 3
Biological process (GO): positive regulation of cell population proliferation; positive regulation of kinase activity; positive regulation of MAPK cascade
Cellular component (GO): signaling receptor complex; plasma membrane
Molecular function (GO): fibroblast growth factor binding; ATP binding; fibroblast growth factor receptor activity
Source: RefSeq, a predicted model, not a curated record
CCCCCAGAACAUUCCCGACUUGCUGAUCUGCUGAAAGCCUCGAGCGUACUGGCAGGCGACACCAGAAGCUCUUUUGCACAUCGCCACAGAGAGAAAGACAUCUCGAAGCAGAGGCUGCUUUUAUCUCCCGCGUCUGUCAGUCAGUCAGUAGGAUCAGGUACACUGCGCAGCGCCGCGUGGGACUCGAGCUGUACUUCACCAACAACCAGACAGCAGUUCCAGUCCAGAGUCUGGAGGCAGCAGACAUUAACACUGUGGAGCAGAGCGGAACGAGCUGAUCCUUCUCUCCCGGUCCCGACAUGGUCCUUACGGAACUGACCAGAGAGAGAGAGAGAUGAGAGAUGAUUAAAUAAUGUGGAUUAUAUAGUCACUCACUGGAUACAACAGCUGAACACGACGCGGUUGCAAAAGGAUUUAGACUUGAAGACUGAAGAGAUCGUUUCUCUGCCCGGGUGGAAGAGGCGCUCAGGCAGGCUGCUUGUUGGGAUUUGAUUUUAGAACUGUAUAAUAUCACAACUACAACACUUCUAGGCGGAUGUACAUAUAUAGAGUGUUUUUGGAGCAGUUUUGAGGAACAGUUUUGUUUAUUUUUAUGGUGCUAAUGAACUCUUAUAAAGGAUCGCUGUCAAAACGGAAUCACACAGAAAGAAUUACAAUCCUUGGGACAGUGAGAGGUAUAUCUGGGGUUGUUUCUAUGGUGACGGAGGCAGUGAUUCUGUUGGAUACCCAUGAUGCACCGGUACGAUGCCUGAGUCGGAGACAGGUCUAGUAGCUCAGCACAUCACUGUGGAGACCAGAGGAAUAGUUGCUAUGUGGUGUUCUCUCUGGCUUUCCCUCCUCCUAUACCCUCUCUCCGUCUCUACAGCCAGAUUACCCACAGUACUGCCAACAGACUCUGUGUUCCUGGAGGACUAUGUGGUCUCUACUGGGGACACCCUGGAUCUGUCCUGUAACCCCAACGGUCCCGCCCAAGCUGUCCUCUGGUUCAAGGAUGGCAGCGGCCUGUUGCCUAGCAACCGGACGCGAGUGGACCAGAGGGUUCUACGCAUCGUCAACGUGUCUUACGAGGACUCCGGCAUGUACUCCUGCCACGUCACUCACGACAACAACCUGCUCAGCAACUACACAAUCAGAGUGACAGAUUCCCUGUCUUCUGGAGAUGAUGAAGACCAUGAUGAAGACUGGGACGAUACAGAAGGCCCGUAUUGGACCAGACCGGACCGCAUGGAGAAGAAGCUCCUCGCUAUCCCAGCAGCCAAUACCGUCAAAUUCCGUUGCGCUGCCGCUGGAAACCCCACGCCCUCCAUCCAUUGGCUGAAGAAUGGGAAGGAGUUUAAGGGUGAACAGAGGAUGGGCGGGAUCAAGCUAAGGCACCAGCAGUGGAGUCUGGUGAUGGAGAGUGCUGUCCCUUCAGACCGUGGGAACUACACCUGUGUUGUACAGAACAAGUACGGCACCAUCACCCACAGCUACCAGCUAGACGUGCUAGAGCGCUCCCCUCACAGGCCCAUCACACCUCAGACUGCUUGGUCAAUACAGCACCAGCCUGACAUCCAGGCUGAAGACUUGAACGGCGGUAUGCUUCUAUCCAGAGUCCAGUCAGCAGGAGGACAGAGGUUGAUGUUAUACUGGCUGUGUUGUGGUUUACACCAGUGUAUUUUAACCCCUUCUAUCCAGAGUCUAGUGAGCAGGAGGACAGAGGUUGAUGUUAUACUGGCUGUGUUGAAUGUGACCGAAGCUGAUGCCGGGAAGUACUGGUGUCGAGCAUCUAACUUUGUAGGAAAGUCAGAAAACGCCUUCUGGCUCACGGUACACAGACCAAGUAAACCAGCGCUGCACGAUGGUGACAAGGAGGAUGACUAUGCUGACAUCCUGAUCUAUGUGACGGGCUGCGUGCUGUUCAUCCUGGCCGUCGUCAUCAUCAUCCUCUGUCGUAUGAGGAUGUCUACCCAGAAGACCCUGCCCUCCCCGCCCAUCCAGAAACUCUCCAAGUUCCCCUUAAAGAGACAGGUUUCCUUGGAGUCUAACUCUUCCAUGAACUCCAACACACCAUUGGUCAGGAUUGCACGUCUGUCAUCCAGCGAUGGACCAAUGCUGUCCAACGUCUUGGAGCUGGAGCUUCCGUCAGACCCCAAAUGGGAGUUCUCUAGGACCAGGCUAACGUUGGGUAAACCUCUGGGAGAGGGCUGCUUCGGUCAGGUGGUAAUGGCGGAGGCCAUCGGGAUCGACAAGGAGAAACCCAACAAGCCCCUCGACGUCGCUGUGAAGAUGCUCAAAGACGACGCCACAGAUAAGGACCUGUCAGACCUGGUCUCAGAGAUGGAGAUGAUGAAGAUGAUUGGAAAACACAAAAACAUCCUCAACCUGCUGGGAGCAUGUACACAGGAUGGUCCCCUGUACGUGUUGGUGGAGUCUUCCAAAGGGAACCUGAGGGAGUACCUGAGAGCCCGUCGGCCCCCGGGGACGGACUACUCCUUCGACACCUGUAAGAUCCCUGACGAGCAGCUCACCUUUAAAGACCUGGUGUCCUGUGCCUACCAGGUGGCGCGUGGCAUGGAGUACCUGGCCUCACAGAAGUGUAUCCAUAGAGAUCUGGCAGCCAGGAACGUCCUGGUAACCGAGGAGAACGUGAUGAAGAUUGCAGACUUCGGUCUGGCCAGAGAUGUGCACAACAUAGACAUUUUCUUGAUUGGUGGGGAGUGUGGGGGAGGUGUGGCAUAUCUGUUAUGGGGUCGUCUACCUGUGAAAUGGAUGGCUCCAGAGGCUCUGUUCGACCGCGUCUACACGCACCAGAGCGAUGUGUGGUCGUAUGGGGUGCUGCUCUGGGAGAUAUUUACCCUGGGAGGGUCCCCGUACCCCGGCAUCCCUGUAGAGGAGCUGUUCAAACUGCUGAAGGAGGGCCACCGCAUGGACAAACCUGCCAACUGCACACAUGAACUAUAUAUGAUCAUGAGGGAGUGCUGGCACGCUGUCCCAUCUCAGAGACCUACCUUCAGGCAGCUGGUGGAGGACCACGACAGGGUUCUGUCCAUGACCUCCACAGACGAGUACCUGGACCUGUCUGUUCCAUUUGAGCAGUACUCUCCAACCUGCCAAGACUCCAGCAGCACCUGUUCCUCAGGAGAUGACUCUGUGUUCUCCCACGACCCCCUCCCCACGACCCUCCCUGACCAACCCUGCCUCCCCAUGAACCCCUCCCUGACCAACCAUGCCUCCCGACGACCCCCUUCUCACGACCCCCUCCCUGACCAACCCUGCCUCCCCAAAAUGAGGGGGGAAUAACCUUGUCAAACUGCUGCAGAUUUACAUGGCAAUCAGGACAUAGGUGGGGCUGGAUGGGGAGAGGGGGGGGGCUCCCCCGAGACACCUCUCAGCGUCAUACUUUGAGCCUCCUCCAGAUAUGAGGAAGAGAACAGCCCAUGCAAUACAUCCUCAAACGGACACAUUUUUUAAGAAUCUUUGCAUUGAAGGUUGGACAAUUUUUUGCCGCCAAAAACUGAAAAUGUAUAUUUUUUUAUACUUGGCCAGUCUUUAGUUAUUGACAAUCCGAAAGGUCAAACCAUUCAGUGCCUACUGGAACCUAACUCUAACCCACAGGACUGGGAGGAGAUUGACACAAGGACAUGAACACCAUUAACCAGGGAGGCAGGGCAUCUAUAACGCCAUUGGCCAGGGAGGCAGGGCAUCUAUAACGCCAUUGGCCAGGGAGGCAGGGCAUCUAUAACGCCAUUGGCCAGGGAGGCAGGGCAUCUAUAACGCCAUUGGCCAGGGAGGCAGGGCAUCUAUAACGCCAUUGGCCAUGGAGGCAGGGCAUCUAUAACGCCAUUGGCCAGGGAGGCUGGGUAUCUAUAACGCCAUUGGCCAGGGAGGCAGGGCAUCUAUAACGCCAUUGGCCAGGGAGGCAUGGCAUCUAUAACGCCAUUGGCCAGGGAGGCAGGGUAUCUAUAACGCCAUUGGCCUCGAAAGCAGGGAAUCUUUAACGCCAUUGGCCAGGGAGGCAGGGUAUCUAUAACGCCAUUGGCCUCGAAAGCAGGGAAUCUUUAACACCAUUGGCCAGGGAGGCAGGGUAUCUGUAACGCCAUUGGCCAGGUAGGCAGGGUAUCUAUAACGCCAUUGGCCUCGAAAGCAGGGAAUCUUUAACUCCAUUGGCCAGGGAGGCAGGGUAUCUGUAACGCCAUUGGCCAGGGAGGCAGGGUAUCUAUAACGCCAUUGGCCAGGGAGGCUGGGUAUCUAUAACACCAUUGGCCAGGGUGGCUGGGUAUCUAUAACACCAUUGGCCAGGGAGGCUGGGUCUCUUUACCUCUCCUCAGUGGAGUACACGGGAACUAGUUUUUGCAAAUGUGCAGCAUACCAGCAGAGCCAGAAUCAACAAAAUGAUGUGACUAGUUCUUCCAAUAACAGUUAGUGCUUUACUCCAAGAUCCCUCACCUCUGUUGAAUCAUCUCCACCAUCAUGCAAUAGAAUGGGACUACAAUACAACAAUCUGAACCAGGACUGUAACAGAAGUCUCUGCUGUUUGAAACUCUGAUGGGAACCAAGCUGCAGUCAGACCCUUCAACAGGAGGGAAAUAUAGAACCAGUCUCUCUGAUGGGAACCAAGCAGUAGUCAGGCCCUUCAACAGGAGGGAAAUAUAGAACCAGUCUCUCUGAUGGGAACCAAGCUGCAGUCAGACCCUUCAACAGGAGGGAAAUAUAGAACCAAUCUCUCUGAUGGGAACCAAUCUGUAGUCAGACCCUUCAACAGGAGGGAAAUAUAGAACCAGUCUCUCUGAUGGGAACCAAGCUGCAGUCAGACCCUUCAACAGGAGGGAAAUAUAGAACCAGUCUCUCUGAUGGGAACCAAGCUGCAGUCAGACCCUUCAACAGGAGGGAAAUAUAGAACCAGUCUCUCUGAUGGGAACCAAGCUGCAGUCAGACCCUUCAACAGGAGGGAAAUAUAGAACCAAUCUCUCUGAUGGGAACCAAGCUGUAGUCAGACCCUUCAACAGGAAGGAAAUAUAGAACCAGUCUCUCUGAUGGGAACCAAGCUGCAGUCAGACCCUUCAACAGGAGGGAAAUAUAGAACCAGUCUCUCUGAUGGGAACCAAGCUGCAGUCAGACCCUUCAACAGGAGGGAAAUAUAGAACCAAUCUCUCUGAUGGGAACCAAGCUGUAGUCAGACCCUUCAACAGGAGGGAAAUAUAGAACCAGUCUCUCUGAUGGGAACCAAGCUGCAGUCAGACCCUUCAACAGGAGGGAAAUAUAGAACCAGUCUCUCUGAUGGGAACCAAGCUGCAGUCAGACCCUUCAACAGGAGGGAAAUAUAGAACCAGUCUCUCUGAUGGGAACCAAGCUGCAGUCAGACCCUUCAACAGGAGGGAAAUAUAGAACCAGUCUCUCUGAUGGGAACCAAGCUGUAGUCAGACCCUUCAACAGGAAGGAAAUAUAGAACCAGUCUCUCUGAUGGGAACCAAGCUGUAGUCAGACCCUUCAACAGGAGGGAAAUAUAAUUGGGGGUGUUCUAUGUAUCUUUAAAACGUUUUAAUUGUAAAUAUAUAAAUGCAAAUAUGUAUCAUAUUGCUGUCAGCAGCCAUGUGCUUAAAAUGACAUUUUUUUUUCUUCUAAAAUAUUGUUUUAGAAUCAAAGCAUUCUAGAAUACACUGUCAUGAUCAUGUAAUAAUUUAAAGUGAUACAAAAGGUUUAUUUGAAUUAUUAACAUGUAUAUUUGUAAAGAUAUUUAUAGACUUAACAUGUAGUUCAUAAGUUAGAACAAUCUUGUUCAGGAUUUAGUACUGUAAGCAAAGAUGUUUUAUUUAUUUUUCUGUAACUUAUGUAAAGCAGAACAAUAUUAUUUUCACGACUGGCAGAUUUUAUUUCUCUUGUUUUUCAUCCAUCUUGUUUUGUUUACAGUAUAAAAAAAAGAAUGUAUGAAAGAUUUAAAGCAAUUUUAAUGAGCAGAGCAGGACAAGGAAACUGAGUUUGAUUAAAUGUAAAUCUAGGGAGUGAAACAUUA